Messenger RNA from Myotis davidii, 1894 nucleotides. RefSeq names its product cyclin-dependent kinase 4 (gene CDK4). The coding region runs from base 667 to 1530 and encodes 287 amino acids. The transcript is spliced from 8 exons. Gene Ontology annotation, cellular component: cyclin-dependent protein kinase holoenzyme complex; cytoplasm; nucleus. The record is from RefSeq and is a predicted model, not a curated record. Lineage: Eukaryota; Metazoa; Chordata; Mammalia; Chiroptera; Vespertilionidae. Gene Ontology annotation, biological process: protein phosphorylation; signal transduction; regulation of G2/M transition of mitotic cell cycle. Gene Ontology annotation, molecular function: ATP binding; cyclin binding; cyclin-dependent protein serine/threonine kinase activity.
UCUAUCCACCGAGCCAAACCUGCUAGGGCUUUACAGAUAGUCUUAUCACUACUUAAAAGGGCUUGUGACUGAGACACCAAAAAACAAACAGACCCAAAACAACCCCCCAUCCACAUGGGAAGCAAGCACUCAGUAAAAACUUGAAUGAAUGAGUGAAUGAAACAAAGACACAAGUGAGAAUACGUGUUCCCGUUGGCAGUGCAGCAGAAAGGCCAGGGCACCACCUCCUGUCCCCCGACACCCGCGCCCUCCCCCAUAUAGAGAAACAAGGAGUGAGAGUGGAGAAGGCCCGCAGCCCGCAGUUGGGAUCUGGGUGGCCCAGGUUGCCAUGGCACCGCCUUGGACUCCACCCUCUCCCAUCUCCCCCCCAACCACCACCCCACCCCGCUUAGGUAGUGGCAACUAGUCACGUGCUUUGCCGCGUAACCACACCUCUGCUCCUCGGAGCAAUAGCAUGCGGUCACGUGGGAUAGCAACAGGUCACGUGGUGGCCAUCGUCCCUCCUCCCCAUUCUCCCCACCGCCCCCCAACCAGGCACAGCCACUCCCGGCCCCUCUGCGCAGGAGUGGCUGGUCACGUGCCCCGAACGUCCGGCGCUCGCCCCUCCCCCCGGGUUUCCGCGCGCCUCUUUGGCAGCUGGUCACAUGGGUCUUCUCUGAUCUGAGAAUGGCUACUCCUCGAUAUGAGCCCGUGGCUGAGAUUGGUGUUGGUGCCUACGGGACGGUGUACAAGGCCCGUGAUCCACACAGUGGCCACUUCGUGGCCCUCAAGAGCGUGAGAGUCCCCAAUGGAGGAGGUGCCGGAGGGGGCCUUCCCGUCAGCACAGUCCGCGAGGUGGCCUUACUGCGGCGGCUGGAGGCUUUUGAGCACCCCAAUGUGGUCCGGCUGAUGGAUAUCUGUGCCACCGCCCGAACUGACCGGGAGACCAAAGUGACCCUGGUGUUUGAGCACGUGGAGCAAGACCUACGGACCUAUCUGGACAAGGCACCCCCACCAGGCUUGCCAGUGGAGACCAUCAAGGAUCUGAUGCGCCAGUUUCUAAGAGGCCUGGAUUUUCUUCAUGCCAAUUGCAUUGUUCACCGAGACCUGAAGCCAGAGAAUAUUCUGGUGACAAGCAGUGGGACAGUCAAGCUGGCUGACUUUGGCCUGGCCAGAAUCUACAGCUACCAGAUGGCACUUACACCUGUGGUGGUUACACUCUGGUACCGUGCUCCCGAAGUUCUUCUGCAGUCUACAUACGCAACUCCUGUGGACUUGUGGAGCGUUGGCUGUAUCUUUGCAGAGAUGUUUCGUCGAAAGCCUCUCUUCUGCGGAAACUCUGAAGCUGACCAAUUGGGCAAAAUCUUUGACCUGAUUGGGCUGCCUCCAGAGGAAGACUGGCCCCGAGAUGUGUCUCUACCCCGAGGAGCCUUCUCCCCCAGAGGGCCCUGCCCAGUGCAGUCGGUGAUCCCGGAGAUGGAGAAGUCUGGAGCACAGCUGCUGCUGGAGAUGCUGACUUUUAACCCACACAAGCGAAUCUCGGCCUUCUGAGCCCUGCAGCACUCCUAUCUACAAAAGGAAGAAGGUAACCCAGAGUGAGCAAUGGAGUCGCUGCAACAGAACCAAGAGAAGAGAAGCUGUCAUUUACCUUGCUUUGAACACUAGAGUGCAGAGCCCCCCACCGAGAAGCGCUCUGUGUCUUUUUAUCUGAGGCUGUGGAGACACUUCCUCCAACUUUUUACAGGGAUAUCUUGCUGGCUGCCUUAAUGACAUUCCCCUCCCUCCCCUCCUUUGGGGAUUAUCCUUCUCCUGCCCUCCCAUUUCCUACACCAAGGAGUAUGUCCCUUGUUCUCCCCUUCCUUACCUUGAUAUUGGGAUCCUUUUUUAUACGGGGAAAAAAAACAAAACAAAGAAA